Anolis carolinensis (green anole) is the source of this 8652-nucleotide messenger RNA. RefSeq names its product solute carrier family 6 member 7 (gene slc6a7). Gene Ontology annotation, cellular component: plasma membrane. The record is from RefSeq and is a predicted model, not a curated record. Gene Ontology annotation, molecular function: L-proline transmembrane transporter activity. The transcript is spliced from 14 exons. Lineage: Eukaryota; Metazoa; Chordata; Lepidosauria; Squamata; Anolidae. Gene Ontology annotation, biological process: sodium ion transmembrane transport. Bases 225 to 2183 code for a protein of 652 amino acids.
GUUGUGUGUGCAGAGAGGGAGAGAGCGCGGAUCUCCUGAACAAGUGGAGAAAAGAGAGUGUCUAUGUGAAUGCAAGAAGGGAGUGCAUAGCAACACAACUCCACGAUGAAGAAGAGCCAGGAACACCAUUCUCAGAAGGAGGACUGAAUAAGAUGUCAAAAACUCCUAUAUGACAUGCCAGAAAUUGCCAUGGGGCCUUCAUAAAGCCAAUUCCAGACCUGUUAAUGACUCCAAGUGAUCAAGGGGACGGUGACCAACAGACCCAAUUCCCUGAAGACAGAGGGAAUUGGACAGGCAAGCUAGACUUCCUUCUGUCCUGCAUUGGCUACUGUGUUGGACUGGGGAAUGUCUGGAGAUUUCCAUACCGUGCUUAUACCAAUGGGGGAGGAGCAUUCCUUGUUCCCUAUUUUAUCAUGUUGGCUAUAUGUGGUAUUCCCAUCUUCUUCAUGGAGCUGUCACUGGGCCAGUUCUCAAGCCUGGGCCCUCUUGCUGUUUGGAAGAUAAGCCCACUCUUUAAAGGUGUUGGCAUGGCCACAAUCCUGAUUGUCUCUUUAGUGGCCAUUUACUACAACAUGAUCAUUGCUUAUGUUCUCUUCUACCUCUUUGCUUCACUGACAAAUAACUUGCCCUGGCAGUACUGUGGCAAUUGGUGGAACACAGACCUGUGCUUGGACCACCAUGUCAUGCGUACUGGGAAUGGUGCUGUCCCUCUCAACCUCUCUAACACUGUCAGCCCAAGUGAGGAGUACUGGAGUCGCUAUGUCCUGCACAUCCAAGAGAGCUCAGGGAUUGGGGAUCCUGGGGCAAUUCGCUGGAAUCUGUGUCUAUGUCUCCUCCUCGCCUGGGUUAUUGUGUACCUCUGUAUCCUAAAGGGAGUAAAAUCAUCUGGCAAGGUUGUGUAUUUCACUGCCACAUUUCCUUACCUCAUCCUGAUUAUGCUCCUAAUUCGUGGCGUGACCCUGGAAGGAGCCUGGUUAGGAAUCAAAUUCUAUCUUACACCUCAGUUUGACCUGCUGCUGUCUCCCAAGGUGUGGAUUGAAGCAGCUUUGCAGAUCUUCUACUCUCUUGGGGUGGGAUUUGGGGGACUUCUCACCUUUGCAUCAUACAACACCUUCCACCAGAAUAUUUACAGGGAUACGUUUAUAGUCACUGUGGGUAAUGCCAUCACCAGUAUCUUAGCUGGCUUUGCCAUCUUCUCUGUUUUGGGCUACAUGUCUCAAGAACUUGAUGUUCCUGUUCAAGAAGUGGCCAAAGCUGGUCCAGGGUUGGCUUUUGUGGUCUACCCACAAGCCAUGACAAUGCUUCCUCUUUCUCCUUUCUGGUCUUUCCUUUUUUUCUUCAUGCUGUUAACUCUUGGUUUGGACAGUCAGGUAAGGUUUUCGUCUGUUCUAGGGGAGUCCUUUAUGGGUAUGUUCAAGUGCUUGGUUCUUUGGCUUUACAAGAGAAUAUAUUUUGUCUGUGCACAGUUUGCCUUUCUGGAGACAAUAGUCACUGCUGUGACUGAUGAGUUCCCCUAUUACCUGCGCCCAAAGAAGGCUUUUUUCUCAGGGGUUAUUUGUGUCACAAUGUUCCUGAUGGGACUUAUUCUUACAACAGAGGGUGGAAUGUAUUGGCUGGUGCUGCUGGAUGACUACAGUGCUGGCUUUGGACUCAUGGUGGUUGUCAUUACCACCUGCCUGGUGGUCACCCGUGUAUAUGGCAUGAAGAGAUUUUGUCGUGAUAUUCACAUGAUGCUGGGUUUUAAACCAGGGAUAUACUUUAAAGCCUGUUGGUUGUUCCUGUCCCCAGUAACAAUGAUGGCUUUGCUGGUAUACAGUAUAAUCAAGUAUGAACCUUCAGAAUAUAAUGGCACCUAUCGUUUUCCCUUUUGGGCUGAGGCUCUGGGCAUCUUGAUGGGACUUUUCUCCUGCCUGAUGAUCCCCAUAGGGAUGGUUUUUGCUGUGUUCAAAGAGGAAGGGACACUCUGGCAGAGAAUCCAGCAAGCUAGCAGACCAACCAUGGAUUGGGGGCCUUCCCUGGAGGAGAACAGAACUGGCAUGUAUGUGGCCACUCUGGCAGGAAGCCAGUCGCCUAAACCUCUGAUGGUCCAUAUGCGAAAAUAUGGAGGGAUAACCAGCUAUGAGAACAUAGCAUUUCAGAUAGAUAAAGAGAUUGAAGAAGAGGAAGAGGAGUCCAUUAUGUGAAGAGAAAGCUUCCCCUGCUCAGCCCAUCAAGCUAGAUGUUGAAGAAAAAUGCAAGGAGGAAACUCCUGAAUUUUUUGCGCAAAGUUGCACCUUGGUUGGCACACUUAAGGCCGUUUGGGAAUCUCACCAAAAAACUGCUGACUGUUUAGCAUCUCAUAGCAGUGAAUUCCUGCUGAGAAUCCCAGUGUUGUUGAGGUUUCUGUUCUGUGUGGAGACAUGUGUAAUGAACCUGUGUUUUAGUGCUCUAGUUAUACCUGGUACAGGCCAGCAACUCGUAUUGUCCUUUCCUCUCCCAAGUUAUGGUUUCUGUGGAGUAGUGGUAAAAUUUGAAAUGCAAGUGCACUGCUCAUCAUGACUGCCUCCAUAGUUGUCUCCCAGGAGUCCAAAAAAGAUAUGGGAAGCUGAGGCGAUGCAUUUUAACAAAUCCAUUCUAACAGUUUUAUCUCUCACCUGCCCCUGCCCCCGCCUCUGUGACACUAAAAGCUAAUGAGUUUUCUCAUGUCUCAUUCAAAGCCAAACUAUCACAGAUUUCUUUGCAUUAGAUAGCUGGAGGGAAAUUAUCCCUGCUCCCCAGUUACUAAUGACUAGAGUUUCAUUUAGAAGGAAAAUGAAGCUUGUGAUGGAUGACAGAAAACACAAUUGUCCCUGCACAUAAUGAAAUCAUAGAGUUGGAAGAGAUCACAAGGACCCUCAGUCCAAUCUCUUGACAUGCAGGAACACAUUUGCCAUUUUGUUGAGGUAUGUCUUGUAUCUCAUACAGAUCCCACAUACAGGUUGAGUAUCCCUUAUCCAAAAUGUUUGGAACUAGAAGAGUUUUGGAUUUCAGAUUUUGGAAUACCUGUCUUUACAUACAUGUACAUGAUGAGAUAACUUGGAGAUGGGACCCAAGUCCUAAUAAACAAUGUGUUUCUGUUUCGUAUUUACCUUAUACACAUAGCCUAAAGGUAAUUUUAUACAAUAUCUUAAUAGUUUUGUACAUGAAACAAAGUUGUGUACACUGAAUCAUCCGAUAGCAAGUGUGUCUCAGACACCCAUAUGGAUAAUUUUGGAUUUCAGAGUAUUUCAGGUUUUGGAAUUUAGAAUAAGGGAUAUGCAAUCUUUAUGUAUCUUCUUGGCACUCGCCAAGAUAAUUGCUUGUAUAUUUUAGUAUACAAACAUUCUUGUUCAAGUCAGUGUGACAAUACAUCAUUUGAAAAAAGAAUGAACCUACUCUCCCAGUGCUAUUCCUCUUCUCUUUGUAAGUGCCUAAGGAGUUUGAAAUGGGCCUGUUGAAUGUGUCAUUUUUAGAAUAUUCAGAAGAUAAGGUAAGAUAUUUUUGAAUAAGAAGAAAACCCUCUCAAGAAUUCUAUAAUAAUAAGCUACCAAAUUUGAUUGCUAAUUUUAAAGUCAAACAAAUCAAAAUUCACAGAGACACUGAUAAUGAAUGAAGUCUACUGGGAGCUUUAAUCAUAGUAUAGGUCAGAUGAACUUUUUUCACUCAGGAAAAAAUGAAUUCCUCAUUUCUCCAUGUAUCUGUGUAGGUAGGUGGAAGAAAAUGGGGCCCUGAACUAUAUCAGCCAUGUUCAUAUCAAGAAAUCAUAUCUACAUUAGAUAUAUUUUAAAACUGAUUAUAUGACAGUGUUCUUGGAGAUAUGCUGCAAAAAAUUAAUAUUCCCUAAAAUUGUUUGUGACCUGUCUCAGCACCACAUCUAUCAAUAAAUAAAAUUUGGUGUUUUUUUAAAAAUUUGAGCCAGUAUCCCAUUAAUAUCUUUAGGGUAGUACAAAAAAGGCUUCAGGGUCAACUCUUGUCAUACACAUGAAGGCACAUGUUAACACAGAGUUUGUUGAACAUACACUGUAGAUAUAUGUAAAUGCAGUAAUAGGAAUAGAUGUCAUAUACUGACUCAGAUUAGUGUUUGAUCUAACUCAGUAAUCCCCACUCUGUCUGACAAGGGCUCACUAGAAUGAGCCUCACUGCAACCAUUUUCCGGUCUGCAGGAUAUAGAUUCUGCCAACAAUCAGCCAAUUUGUGGCUGUCCAGAUUUUAGUGGACUCCAACUCCCACAUCAUUUACCAUUGAUUCUGUUGGCUAGAGAGGAUGCGAAGUACUGCCCAACAACAUCUGGAGGGGCAGAAUGGCACAGUUGUGUUUUACACCAGUUCCUGGGUUGGAGUAAUUUUCUUGUAUUUUAGGUACAGGACUUCCAUACUUGUAUCUGGGACGCUGAGGAUAAAAUCUGUGACAAAGAAUGUAUUUAUCAAGCCACAUCUUUUUCUCUUCACUCUUCCUCUCCCCCCCCCCCUCAGCAAUAACAUAAGGCUCCACACAAUGGGAAGAAACAUACAGAAAGGAUAGGUUGAUGGGUAAAUGUAUGAAUUGGUCCAAAGUGCAGCAGGCUCUUUUGUUGUCUCUGUCUGGGAAUGUAUUGCUUUUACUUAUGUAAACCUUAAAUUGGUUUAUGCUAAAAUUAUUUUUAAUGGGACACAAAACUAGAUAAUUGGAAUGUACAUUUGAUUAAUAUUUUGAAUUCUGCCCUGCAUUUAUAUGUAUCGCUUAUACAGCAAAAGGGAGAACUACACAUGCCUUUUGUUCUAUGUAGCUGACACCAAGGAGAAAUAUGGCAUGUUCUUCACUUAUUUUUGGAAGAGUUGUUUUCUCAUUUCCUCCUCAAAUAAAUACAUGUUUUAUCAAAUUCUGCCUGGGGGGAAAAUAACAGGUAAUUUGACCAUGAAUUCAGCUCUUCCUGGCCAUUUUAUGCUUAAGAAGUGCAUUUUAAAUCAGGAAGUACACUGGAAGAUAAUCAGACUACUUCUAGGCCUGAAAAUGUGACUAAAUGGUUCUCUUAUUUUGAGUUGUUGGGAGGGGAGCUUUGCUGGAAGUCCUUUGCAGUUUACUUGCAGUUUUUCAAAAGGUCUUUUCUGGGCCUAAAAUGACCCUACGGGCCAUGCACACCUCAUAGACCCACCCCUGUUUUAUAGCAAAGGCAGCAACUCUCUUUCAGUUUGAGGGUUGAGUUUCAUUUCAGAGAACAAUGCUUGCAUUGUUGCAAUGGGUAGGACCAACAUACCAAGACAUUAUAGUUUUAAGCUCUUCCUGCUGAUAAUUAAGCCACAGGAAAGUUAUUUCAACCUUUUAGGAAGAAGAAAAAGCUAUAGGGAACACUGUACUGGGAAAUGAUAAAAUGAUGGUGUCAAAAGGGAUGGACUGGGAUGAUCUCUGAAAUCUCAUAGGGCCAGAAGUGGAGACUGUCUUGAUCAUAGUCAGGCCCUUUGCUUAUCCAGUAGGUCAUUCAUUUUUCUCUCUUCUGCUGCCUGCAAUAUUUUCCAAGGGUUGGCCUUUUUCUGUUCAUUCUUGAAUAUCUAAGACUCAGCUUUAGUUGGCUAUCGAUCUGUCAAGUGUAACUGUGGUUACUGUUUCCCAGUACAAAAACACGGUGUUCUCCUAUGUUACAGUACACAGUAUUCUUCUAUGCGAAGACCACUGAUGUUACAACUCAGAGGGAAAAACAUUAUUGAGCAAUAUUUUGAUAUUUUGAUUAAAAUAAUUGCCAGGGGAAAAUGGGAAAGUAAUUUCUGGCAGUGAUAUACAUGCUGUUUGCAGGCUGCCUUCAAAUAUCUUCUAGGACAAACAUACACAUCUCACAUAGACUCUUCCCAUCUGAUUCUAGCAACCAAAUAUCUGUAUUUGGGAAUGUUUCGAGCCCCAAUGCAAACCACCAGAGGAUUCAGGCUUGAGAGCACUCCUACACACUAACAUUUCCUGAGCAACAUUUACUUAAAAUGUAAAUAAUCUUUUUAAAAAGAAGACAAUUUGGCAUCAUCCAGAUGUUUCAGAUUACAAAUGCCACCAGUCCCAGUCAGUAUACAACAACAACAACAACAACUCUUUAUUGAUUAGUCAAUUUUGACCAUAUCAAAACAUGUGAAACAUACAAAACGUACACACUUACCCAUACAUACAGUAAAGCCAUGUAUAGAUACAAAGCAUCCCGGCCUACUAGCCUACCAACCCACUCCUAGAUAGUUGUGCAAAUACAGAAUAAAAAGAUUAAAAUUAAUUAUUCCCUUAAGGUAAGGUUUAAGCGGAGGCAAGGGUAAGUAAAACUAGUGGCUUGUCCAUAGUAAAUAUUACAUUUGGAUUUUUAAAUUUCGCUUCUUGGCCUUUUGGCUAAGAUCAAGUGUAGUGUGUAGUAUAGCAAAAGGUCAGGAAUUACAGCAAAUGGAGUCAAAAACACUUGGAAGUACCAGGUUCUCUUGUUCUUGCAAUGAAAGGAUAAAUUUGUCUACCUCUUUAUUUGUAAAAUGGCAUCCUUGUAUGUGUGGGGGUCAGAAUUUUCUUCUUCAUUAUGGAUGACCCAUCUGUUUAAGAAGCAAUCCCAACACUCAGCUACACUGGAUAGCAUGUAUUCCAACCCAGAACAUCUUUAUUUUUCAAUAUAUAUUUUAUUAUUUUUUGUUUAACUAUUAAAUCGGGCACAUUUCAAAUGAAGAAAUAAAAAACCUGCAUUUGCUGUUAACUGCUUUCAAGACAACUUUGACUUUUGGCGACCCUAUGAAUGAAGGAUCUCCAAGUGACCCUGCCAUCAACAGCCCAGCUCAGGUCUUAAGGCAGUUGUGGCUUCCAUCACUGAAUGUAUGCAUCUGGAAUGUGGUCCUCUGCUUUUCCUACUGCCCUCUGCUUUACCAAGCAUUAUUGUAUUUUGUAGUGAGUAAUGUCUUCUCAUAAUAUGUCCAAAGUAUGAUAGUCUCAGUUUGGUGGUCUUGGCUUCUAGGGAGAAUUCAGGCCUGGUCUGAUCUUGGACCAAUUUAUUUGCCUUUUUGAUAGUCUACAUCAUAAAACAACAGAAAACAACAUUUGAGAGCAACAAUGGUGAAGAUAACGAAGAUGCUAACUCAUGUAAAGGCCUUUAACAUAACGAUACAGUAUCAAUUACCCUAUUUUAUCUUUCCAUAGAGAUCUUUGUUGAGCUGGAUGAAUAUAUACAUGUGUUAUAUAUUUGCAUCUUAUCUUUUGCAAAUGUAAUAAAGAGGUGCCAUAUUCCAUAGAAGGGCCUCAUGGCUUUGAACAUCUUAUGUCAUUUUAACUUGUCUCAAUGUAUUAAGUAUGUGGGUGUGGGUUGCUUGGCUGGUUGAUCAGCAGUGAGUGAUGUAUCUAUUGGUACAGGGAUGGUGAAUCCACUCUUCUGUAGCUGCUUCAAAUUGUAUGGGAUCCCUCCUAGUGCUCAACUCCUGUCAGGAUUAAAGUUAGCACCUUGUUGUCUCCCACAUAACCGGGAAUGACCAUCCCCAAGAAGCAAUAUACCACCCAAGCUUAUGUCUGACUCAGUUCUUUGUGUUAGGUUCCUACAUUAUGAAAGCAAUAUAUUUAUAGCCGUUAUGUUGCUCCACAUUUUAAAUGUUUGUAGCAUCUUAUGUCUUGCGCAUAAUGUCAUUUAAAGGAGUUCUAAACAUCUUCUCCAUUGUUCAUAUGUAUGUGAGCUGUAGAAAUUAAUUUAUAAAGACACUUCUAUUUUUUAUUAUAAGUAAUUGAUAGUAGAAAUACAGAAGGGUUUACUAGGUAUGAAUUUUCUUCUAUAUUUAUAGCAGCUAAUUAACAAAUGGAAAAAGCCUCCUUCCCAUAUAUGAUAUAUUUAACAUAAUGAGUAUUUUGGAAGCUUUUGAUCUCUCCCAACUAGGAGUGCCUUGCCCUGCCUUUCCAGUUUCCAUGGGUAAUCUCCAGGCAUAUCAUCUUAAAUUCUCAGCCUGUGUGUGUGUGUGUGUGUGUGUGUGUGUGUGUGUGUGUGUGUGUGUGAGAGAGAGAGAGAGAGAGAGAGAGAGAGAGAGAGAGAGAGAGAGAGAGAGAGAGAGAGAGAGAAUCUGUGGGCAACUGUUAUUGAUAUUUAAUGCAUAAGACUAAUAUCAUCGCUAAGAUCUCACGUUUUGGCCCAAAAAUCUCCAGGCUUGGGAUAGUCCUGAACUGAUAUUGUUAUUUCCAGUAUGCACUAUUUGAUGACUCUGCACCUAAUGAUAAUUUAUAAUUUAUAAUUUAUGAAUGAACUGCUUACCUGACCCUUUUGGAAAAUGUUUGAUUGAAAAUGAUGUGAGAUUAAAUAAAAAUAUUUUCUAUGGUUAUACAUCUGUAUAUGGCCCACUGAUUCACAAACUUUGUAAUCAAUGAAUAUUAGGGCGUUAAGCAUAUAUAUAUAUGUAUGAGUUCUUAUAACAGACUAAACAGAGAUAGCAUGCUUAAAGUCAGAUAUUUCCAAUUAUGGGGAGAAUGUUGGCUCUAAUAUAACUGAAGCAGAAACCACACUUGCUGUUUUAUUUAUGAUACUUGACCUGUUAGUUCACACGUUCAAGCAGGAAUUUGCAAAAUACAUCUCAAAAGUAAUUGAUUACAGUUAUAUUUCCAUGUCCCUGCAAAGAUGGUUAUUAUUAUAGUUGGAAUGUUUAAAAGGUAUGAGCUUGUCUUUUGUUUCAAACAUAAUUAAAAUAUGCAUAUUUAAUUCCA